This is a messenger RNA of Tribolium castaneum (red flour beetle), 1026 nucleotides long. RefSeq names its product 23 kDa integral membrane protein. The record is from RefSeq and is a predicted model, not a curated record. The coding region runs from base 294 to 971 and encodes 225 amino acids. Gene Ontology annotation, cellular component: plasma membrane. NCBI's taxonomy places the organism in Eukaryota, Metazoa, Arthropoda, Insecta, Coleoptera, Tenebrionidae. The transcript has 5 exons.
GUACAUCUAUUCUCAUUUUUAUAAAGAUAAAGUGAUUUUUUUUGUAUUAAAACGUAGGUACAUUUCUUAGCUUGGAGUAAGUAAACCAGAAUAAACACGUCUUUUGCUUUAUUUGUGAGAAAGAAAGGGACCAAAAAGUCUCCAAUAAAGGAACAGUAGACAUGUAAAAAUCGUAUAUUGACCUUCGUCAGCGCCCCGUUCUUGCGCCACCUCGAUAGUUUAUUAACACAAACCGCAAUAAAUCUUCUCUAUUAUCUGCCGUCACCUCCAUCAUUCUGCCAGUAGCAACCCAAAUGGCAGUCUCCGAAGUCACCAAAUACCUAGUUUUCCUCACCCUCAACAUCGUCGUCGCCUUUUGCGGCGCCAUCCUCCUGGCCUUCGGCGCCAUCCUGCAGGUGGACGAGCACAAGGGGGUCCGCAGCUUCGCCCAGUUAUCCAUCGGCGGCUUCGGGAUCGGAAUCGGCGUCCUGGGCCUCUGCCUGGCCACCUGGGGCAUCUGGGCCCUGUUCAAGCGCAAGCCCAGCAUUCUGACCUACUACGCCGUCACCAUCCUCGUGCUCUUCAUCGUGCAAAUCGUGCUGGGGGCCAUCGCCUUGGGGUCGGUGAGCGGCGGCAGGCGCGAGGACGACGAGAUCGAGAAGGACGUCCAGAGGCUGUUCCGCAGACAGGACGACGUCGCCGUCAAGAGGAUCAACCACAUACAGAAAACGUUUCGCUGCUGUGGAGUCAAUGGACCCAACUACUGGAAGCAAAUGUUCAAUAAGCCCGUGCCGAUGAGCUGCUGUCCGGAAAUGAGGGAGAGGUGCGACAGUCCGUACGAGAAAGGGUGUGCCAGGGUGUAUGCGGCCGCGAUUGAGAAAAAUGUGGGUGUGAUUGGAGGAGUAGCUAUCGGGUUUUCGCCGGUUUUGCUUGUCUCGGGUGUUCUCGCCUGGUAUAUAAGACUUGAGAUUAAAAAGAUGCAAUAUACUUAAUUACUUUUGUAAAUGCAAAUAUUGACAAUGUGCUAAUAAUAAAAUUUACUUUGUA